Gilbertella persicaria is the source of this 322-nucleotide messenger RNA. RefSeq lists its product as uncharacterized. Bases 34 to 276 code for a protein of 80 amino acids. The transcript is spliced from 2 exons. Lineage: Eukaryota; Fungi; Mucoromycota; Mucoromycetes; Mucorales; Choanephoraceae. The record is from RefSeq and is a predicted model, not a curated record.
CUUUACUCUUUAUUAUAAUUAUAUAUAUAUCAUAUGUCUGCCCCUAGUGAAAAGCAAAUUAAUCAAAACGUUGACAAGGCUGCUGAAGAAACAAAACAAGAACUCAAUAAGCUCAGAGCUGAAUAUGAAGAACUCAAGAGACAAGCUAAGCCAAAGGUACAAGAAGCUGAAUCUUUUCUGACUUCUCCCUCUGCUAUUGGUUUCUAUCAAGGUCUUGUUGUUGGUGUCUUUGUCGUCUUGGGUUAUGCUAAAUACAAAGGUGGUUUGGUUGUCUAAAUGUAAUAAUAAAUAAUUUUUAUUUGAACUACGUAAUUGUUAUGAG